GCUGGCCAGCCAUGGCCCGCCCGGGCUGCAGCAGAGGCAGUGAGCUCCCUGUCACCAGAGGUGUAUGAGCAGAGGCUGGGGGCUCUCUAGGGAGGGAAGCCACGGAGGGGCUGUCGGCCCUCCUGGCCCCUCUGAGGCUGUGAGCAGUCCCUUCUACUUCCUGUGUGGCUCUGCCCAUUGCUUGGCCUGGUUGAGCCUACUGCAGGCAUCUGACCAGCUGCAGGCUCUGAGGUGAGUGUGAGGGCAAAGGUUUGGACACCUCUGGCUCCAAAGUGGGGCUGGAGGCUGGAGCAGGGGUGGUCUCUGUAAGAGUCUGAUCUCGAGGGGGCCUCAUACCAACAACAUCACCUUCUUUUUGGAGAGGCAGCCUAGUGGAGUGGCUGGUAGCCUUAGGCCUUCUGGGGCCAGGGAGGACAGGGACCAGAGGGAGAGAUUAUUCUUAAGCCAGCCACCCCUCAUGGGCUUCAACUUUUUCUAAAACCAGGAACUGGAAGGAGAAAAAUGGGAAGAAAUAGGAGAGAAGAGAGCCUGGGUUUCCAUUUUGCUCCCGCCACUUGGUAGCUCUGUGGCUUUGGCAGGUCACUUACCCUUUUUGGGUUCGUAAGUCACUUACCCUCUUUGUCAUUUACCCUCUUCAGUAUCAUCUGUAAGAUAGGAUGACAGGCCAGGCGCGCGCCUGUAAUCCCCAGAUACUCGGGAGACUGAGGCAGGAGAAUCGCUUGAACCCAGGAGGGGGAAGUUGCAGUGAGCCGAGAUCGCGCCACUGUACUCCAGCCUGGGUGACAGGAUGAGACUCCGUUUCAAAAAAAAAAAGAUAGGAUGACAACACUGCCUGUCUCACUGGAUUCUUGUAAGGAUUAAACUGGUUAUUGUUUUUAAUGUACUUGGAAGAGGUUGUGGUCCUGUGUUUGUUAAAUGUAUACAAAUUAACUGCCCAGCUCACCCAUGCCUAGUAUUAUGCAAGGGGCUUCACAUCAAUUACCUUGUUUGGUCUUCACCACAGCCACAUGAGCUUGGAAUGACUAUUAUUAGGGAAAGUGGACCCAAGAAGGUCAAGUUCCUUGCCUGAGGUCACACAGCUAGUAAAAGGCAGAGCAAAGGUUGAAACUCAAGAUGGUCUGUCUCCAGGACCGGGGCUCUUCACCACUCAGCCCUGCCUAUUCCAGGGCUGGCAGCCUCUCUACGGAGUUGAAGCAUCUACUGGAUCACAUUUGACCAACAACACAUCAGCUGGUAGAGGGAGGAGGGGUGGGCCAAGAAGGGCCCCUUCCCCCUCAGGCCGGAGAGAUUCCUCUGACUAAUUUGCUGGGUGACUUUGAUGGCAAACUGCAGCCCUGUUCCCUCCAGACUCCUCAGUCUUGCUCAUGACUGGGUCCCCUGGGCAGAGCCAGGGCCUGGCAGAGAGCAGAUGUCCAGUAAAUACCUCUUGGCCAUAAGAAUGACUGGGAACACUCAUGCAGUGAGAACACCUUCCUGUGUGUUAUCUCAUCUCAUCCUCACAGCAGCCCAGAGAGGUUUUCCUGGCGAAGGAGCCUUUGAUGGCGGAUGUCUUCAUGGCACAUGUGAGGACCAUCAAUACCAAAUCUCCCUUCAUCUGCUUGGAGUUUCCUGAAUCAGUACAUGAUCCCUUAUAGGGCAGGCAGAAGAUGGCUGUGCCACCCACGUAUGCUGAUCUUGGCAAAUCUGCCAGGGAUGUCUUCACCAAGGGCUAUGGAUUUGGCUUAAUAAAGCUUGAUUUGAAAACAAAAUCUGAGAAUGGAUUGGAAUUUACAAGCUCAGGCUCAGCCAACACUGAGACCACCAAAGUGACGGGCAGUCUGGAAACCAAGUACAGAUGGACUGAGUACGGCCUGACGUUUACAGAGAAAUGGAACACCGACAAUACACUAGGCACCGAGAUUACUGUGGAAGAUCAGCUUGCACGUGGACUGAAGCUGACCUUCGAUUCAUCCUUCUCACCUAACACUGGGAAAAAAAAUGCUAAAAUCAAGACAGGGUACAAGCGGGAGCACAUUAAUCUGGGCUGCGACAUGGAUUUCGACAUUGCUGGGCCUUCCAUCCGGGGUGCUCUGGUGCUGGGUUACGAGGGCUGGCUGGCUGGCUACCAGAUGAAUUUUGAGACUGCAAAAUCCCGAGUGACCCAGAGCAACUUUGCAGUUGGCUACAAGACUGAUGAAUUCCAGCUUCACACUAAUGUGAAUGACGGGACAGAGUUUGGUGGCUCCAUUUACCAGAAAGUGAACAAGAAGUUGGAGACCGCUGUCAAUCUUGCCUGGACAGCAGGAAACAGUAACACACGUUUCGGAAUAGCAGCCAAGUAUCAGAUUGACCCUGACGCCUGCUUCUCGGCUAAAGUGAACAACUCCAGCCUGAUAGGUUUAGGAUACACUCAGACUCUAAAGCCAGGUAUCAAACUGACACUGUCAGCUCUUCUGGAUGGCAAGAACGUCAAUGCUGGUGGCCACAAGCUUGGUCUAGGACUGGAAUUUCAAGCAUAAAUGAAUACUGUACAAUUGUUUAAUUUUAAAAUAUUUUGCAGCAUAGCUACCUUCAGAAUUUAGUGUAUCUUUUAAUGUUGUAUGUCUGGGAUGCAAGUAUUGCUAAAUAUGUUAGCCCUCCAGGUUAAAGUUGAUUCAGCUUUAAGAUGUUACCCUUCCAGAGGUACAGAAGAAACCCAUUUCCAAAAAAGGUCCUUUCAGUGGUAGACUCGGGGAGAACUUGGUGGCCCCUUUGAGAUGCCAGGUUUCUUUUUUAUCUAGAAAUGGCUGCAAGUGGAAGCUGAUAAUAUGUAGGCACUUUGUAAAUUCAUAUUGAGUAAAUGAAUGAAAUUGUGAUUUCCUGAGAAUCGAACCUUGGUUUCCUAACCCUAAUUCAUGAGAGGCUCGCUGCUUGAUGGUGUGUACAAACUCACCUGAAUGGGACUUUUUUAGACAGAUCUUCAUGACCUGUUCCCACCCCAGUUCAUCAUCAUCUCUUUUACACCAAAAGGUCUGCAGGGUGUGGUCACUGUUUCUUUUGUGCCAUUUUGGGGUGGAGAAGGUGGAUGUGAUGAAGCCAAUAAUUCAGGACUUACUCCUUCUUGUGUUGUGUUUUUUUUUUUGCCCUUGCACCAGAGUAUGAAAUAGCUUCCAGGAGCUCCAGCUAUAAGCUUGGAAGUGUCUGUGUGAUUGUAAUCACAUGGUGACAACACUCAGAAUCUAAAUUGGACUUCUGUUGUAUUCUCACCACUCAAUUUGUUUUUUAGCAGUUUAAUGGGUACAUUUUAGAGUCUUCCAUUUUGUUGGAAUUAGAUCCUCCCCUUCAAAUGCUGUAAUUAACAACACUUAAAAAAAACUUGAAUAAAAUAUUGAAACCUCA
Messenger RNA from Nomascus leucogenys (northern white-cheeked gibbon), 3357 nucleotides. RefSeq names its product voltage dependent anion channel 1 (gene VDAC1). Gene Ontology annotation, cellular component: mitochondrial outer membrane. The record is from RefSeq and is a predicted model, not a curated record. Gene Ontology annotation, biological process: monoatomic anion transmembrane transport. Gene Ontology annotation, molecular function: voltage-gated monoatomic anion channel activity. The transcript is spliced from 12 exons. Bases 1647 to 2498 code for a protein of 283 amino acids. Lineage: Eukaryota; Metazoa; Chordata; Mammalia; Primates; Hylobatidae.